GAUACGAGUACGGUCAACAUUGGAUGCCUAACAGACAAGAGUGAUUGAGAAAUAUAUAUCAGAAUCAUUAAUCUUCGCCAACUACGAUCAUGAAGACUAUCUUCCUUACUGCCUUGGUGUUCUCAGCCAUCCUUUCAACAACUGAAGCUCUUAGUUGUCUCCAAUGUCCCCAAGUAACUUGUCGUUUACCAUCCGAGCUGAACUGCAAAGGAGGACUAGCGCGAGAGCCUUGUGGUUGUUGUGAUGAGUGUGCAAAGGUCGAAGAAGAGACAUGUGGAGGACCAUGGGACAUGGCUGGCGUCUGUGACACUGGUUUGAAAUGUGUUUACAAAGGUGGCAAUGAACACGAUUCCAAUGCUCCGGGGGUAUGCAAAAAAUUAAGAAAAUUGUUCAAGACUACAAACUAAACCAAGAGCAAUAAGAAUGCUUUGAAGAAACUCUUUAAACGAUCAGUUUUUAUUUAUCCACGUCUCAUUAUAACAUUUAUAGAUAACCAAUCGAUUGUUAAUUGGAUUGUAGAUUAUUAAGAACAGUAGCGUAGCCAGCCUGUCGAUUUGUCCCGCUAUGCUAAUAUUUUGGUGUUCACUGACUGUGAAAACAAUA
Molecule: messenger RNA, 603 nt
Organism: Dendronephthya gigantea
Lineage: Eukaryota; Metazoa; Cnidaria; Anthozoa; Malacalcyonacea; Nephtheidae
Product: venom protein 302-like
Exons: 3
Coding region: 90-407 (105 amino acids)
Biological process (GO): regulation of signal transduction; regulation of cell growth
Cellular component (GO): extracellular region
Molecular function (GO): insulin-like growth factor binding
Source: RefSeq, a predicted model, not a curated record